UUUUUAAUUGAGAUUCAAUGAACCACCAAACCCACCAACCUAAUUCCCCUUCAUAAAUACUACGAUUUAUACACACACUAACACACACUCAGGUCUCCUUCGCCAGUCAUCUCCCUCAGUAUAUUACCAAGAGAAAGAAGAAAGAAAAGGUGAAACAAAGCAAGAGACAAGAUGACGAUCUCUAUGUCCGCCGCCGCCGCCACUACCCCUCUUCCAAAAUUCAACCCCGCCAUUACCAAAACCCAAAUCGCGGCGUUUCCCGCCACCCUCUGCCAUACUCCCAGAGAAUGUCCUCCUCAAGGCCCAAUCUGAGCUCUACAACUGGCGUGGUUCCGGCAUGUCCGUCAUGGAGAUGAGCCACCGUGGGAAGGAAUUCCUGUCCAUCAUCCAAAAGGCUGAGUCGGAUCUCCGGACCCUUCUCAAUAUUCCGUCUGAAUAUUCCGUCCUCUUCCUUCAAGGUGGCGCCACCACCCAGUUCGCCGCCAUCCCGCUCAAUCUCUGCAAACCUGAUGAUGACGUUGAUUACGUGAUCACGGGAUCUUGGGGGGACAAGGCUUUCAAAGAAGCUGCCAAAUAUUGCAAGCCCAGAUCCAUUUGGAGCGGAAAAUCUGAAAAAUACACCAAGAUCCCGAGCUUUGACUCCCUUGAGCAGACGCCCGGUGCCAGGUAUUUGCAUAUUUGUGCCAAUGAAACCAUUCACGGGGUUGAGUUCAAGGAUUACCCUAAGCCCGCUAGUGAAAAUGAGGUGCUUGUGGCUGAUAUGUCGUCAAACUUUUGCUCGAAGCCGGUAGAUGUGAGUAAAUUUGGGGUGAUCUACGCCGGAGCGCAGAAAAAUGUGGGUCCAUCUGGGGUUACAAUUGUGAUCAUAAGAUCGGACUUGAUUGGAAAUGCUCAGCCAGUUACUCCCGUGAUGCUGGAUUACAAGAUCCACGCGGAUAACAAUUCUUUGUACAACACACCACCAUGCUACGGGAUUUAUAUGUGCGGGCUCGUGUUUGAGGACCUCAUUGCGCAGGGUGGAUUAAGCGACGUGGAGAAAAAGAAUGCGAGCAAGGCAGGUAUUUUGUAUGACGCCAUUGAUGGCAGCAAAGGGUUCUACAGGUGCCCUGUGGAGAAGAGUGUGAGGUCGCUGAUGAACGUGCCGUUUACUUUGGCGAAGCCAGAGUUGGAGGCAGAGUUUGUGAAGGAAGCAGCCAAAGAAAAGAUGGUGCAGCUCAAGGGCCAUAGAUCUGUUGGCGGCAUGAGGGCUUCCAUAUACAAUGCUAUGCCUUUGGCUGGAGUUGAGAAGCUGGUAGCUUUCAUGAAGGAUUUCCAGGCCAGUCACGAUGGUUAAAAAAUGGGUACUUUUUUGUUUUCUUGCUUUUAAAUUCAAGUUGUGGAAUCGUGGCAUUGUUUAGAUUAUGCAAUCCCUUUGAUAGUUCAUCCUUAUUGAUUUUGCCAAACUUGUGAGAUUCCGUCGCGACAAUUAACUGUAUUUGGUUGAUUGAGGUCCAGCAACACGUAAGAGUCUUAGUUAUUGUUGUUGAUCUGUAAGAAAAAUUAAAUGAUUGAAUGGUGAUAAUUCACAGUCUUAUAAGUAUUA
Molecule: messenger RNA, 1582 nt
Organism: Sesamum indicum (sesame)
Lineage: Eukaryota; Viridiplantae; Streptophyta; Magnoliopsida; Lamiales; Pedaliaceae
Product: phosphoserine aminotransferase 2, chloroplastic-like
Biological process (GO): L-serine biosynthetic process
Cellular component (GO): chloroplast stroma; cytoplasm
Molecular function (GO): pyridoxal phosphate binding; O-phospho-L-serine:2-oxoglutarate transaminase activity
Source: RefSeq, a predicted model, not a curated record